AUUACGUACCUGCUUUCAAGCGAGACGUAUUUACUCGUUUCCAUUUGCUUACUUGCUAGUACUACAUUGAUGUAUGUACAAAACAACAUUCAUUAACAUCGAAUGCGCUAAUGAUUGCUUGGUCGUCUACCAUAAAGUAACCUGACGUUUUUACAGCUGAUUUAGAUUGGUGCAUCGAACGCAUCUGGUACCUACGUACGCAGAAAUCGAAAUUUAAAUUAUUAGAACAAUUUACUAACAUAAUUUUAAUUUGGCAUUGCCAAAAUGAGUGCAGAAUCAACAGGCAGCGCUAUUCUCGAUCAAUAUCGCUCCAUAUCAAACAAAUUGAAAAGGCGAUUUCUACGCAAACCAAAUGUUACAGAAGCUUGUGAGUCAUUCACAGUUUUAGGACAACAUUGUGAAAAGGAAGAACUGCCCACAUAUGCAGGGUUGUGUUGGAUUGCAGCUGCACAAUGUGAAGGCUCCUUGGCCAACAUUCCUGGUGAAACGGCCUGUUUACGUCGUUCAGCACAACAAUUCCUAGCAUCUGAGAUCAAAUCUGUGAGUCUUGGCUGUCCUACACCUUCCAAUGAGAAUCUAAGUGCUGCUUUAAGUUGCUAUGCUCAUGCAACAACAAGAUAUCCAGAAAACAGUCAAAUCUUGGCUGUCAACAUUCACCUGGAGAUUGUGGAAGCUUUGAAAAAGCUGAAAUACACUGAUAAAGUGGAAAUGUAUCUGAAGAAUGCUGUGAAACUGUCAGAUAAUUCUCUGGAGAUGCAUUUAUAUUGCCUAGAGAAUUUGGGUGGUUUUUAUAUUUCAUGUGGUGAUUAUGUAUCUGCCCUGGAUAUUUUUACUGAGUUGGCGAACCUGAUUGAAAGCACACCGUCCAACGCAGCCCGCCGCGAUAUUUUAUUAAUGUGUGAGAUUAAUCGGGUCUUGAUGUUGCUGAUUCUACGACCAGUGCCACAGAGUUUAUCGGUGGAUUUAACACGUAUUCUAGAAAAGUACACCUGGAAUCAAAAAAUCGACAAGUCGCUGUCGCAACUUGGCAUGAGCGACGCUUUCUUUUUGUUAUUGCAGUCUUUGGUGCUAACCUGUCAGGCAAAUGAUGUGACCUGCACCGCACAUUUGGAGAAUGAGCUGUGGCAGUUUCUCAACGCACAACAAAAGGAUUUGUUGAGAGUUUUACUUCAGAUUUACAAGUAGCUGAUGUUUUUAUCCUUAACAUUCUUUGAAUCCUGUUGCAGUUCAUUUAAAUUAUGAUGUUUAUAUUGAACCUAUUGUAUCGUAUCGAUAUUAUAGUAUUAUACAGAUGCUAUUUGGGAUUUCUUAAUAUCUAAAUCGUAUUUUUAUGCCUCGGGACAAAUUCGGGUAAAAGUUAAUAUAUAAUUAAGAAUCAAUCGUAAGGAUAAGUUGUUAGAUAAGAUCAACAAAGCACAUGAUUAAAAGAAAUAAAAAAAGUA
Messenger RNA from Dalotia coriaria, 1442 nucleotides. It is a transcript of the gene Hap40, whose product is annotated as Huntingtin-associated protein 40 kDa. The transcript is spliced from 2 exons. Gene Ontology annotation, biological process: vesicle cytoskeletal trafficking. The record is from RefSeq and is a predicted model, not a curated record. The coding region runs from base 265 to 1185 and encodes 306 amino acids. Gene Ontology annotation, molecular function: protein binding. Gene Ontology annotation, cellular component: early endosome. Lineage: Eukaryota; Metazoa; Arthropoda; Insecta; Coleoptera; Staphylinidae.